GGGAAGUGAAAACAAUUUGACCAUGAAAUCUCCGCCCACGAGUUGACAGAGCAAAGCGCUAAAUUGGUGUUCAGGGAGGAGUCAGAGAGAAUCCCUGAAUGUACCAACACCACUAAUAUAUCAUUUCUAAUAGCAUAUCUAUUGAUUAACAGCAGCAGAACGCGAAUAGAGUGAAAGAAGUAAAAAAGGAAGGGCGUUGAAGUUGUAGAAGAGAGUGUCCCUCCCUCCAGGCUGAACUGUAGAAAGCGUCUCUGGUCUGCGCUACCAGCGAGAGGGACGCGAGAUUAGGGCAGCAGUUUGGGGGUCUCUGGAAUUUAUUAGCUGACGCUGGAAGCUCGGUGUUUUUUUCUGGAUUCGGAGCAGAUCUACAGGUCCGCCAGUUUUUCAGUCGGCAUUCAUUCACGCAGACCUACGCCCAUCACAUUUUACCUCGUUUCAUCUCCUGGAACUCAGGACAGCGAAGACGAACGGGUGUUGUUUGGAUUGUGAGCUAAUAAGAACAGACAGAAAGAGAGAGCAGAGGCGCUGCAUCUUUUGACCUGAAUCCUGAACUACAUCAAAGAACUCAUGGGGCUCGGGGAGGCUUCAGCGAGGGGGACGAGCAUGGAAGGAGACUGCCUCAGCUGCAUCAAGUACCUCAUGUUUGUCUUCAACUUCCUUAUCUUUCUGGGUGGCUCCUUCCUCCUUGGUGUUGGGGUGUGGGUGGUGGUGGACCCCACGGGUUUUAGGGAGAUAGUGGCAGCCAACCCCCUUCUCUUCACGGGCGUUUACAUCAUCCUGGCCAUGGGGGGCAUGCUUUUCCUGCUGGGCUUCCUGGGCUGCUGCGGAGCCAUACGAGAAAACAAGUGUUUGCUGCUUUUUUUCUUCAUGCUGAUCCUCAUUAUAUUCCUGGCAGAGCUGGCGGCAGCCAUUCUCGCCUUCAUCUUCCGGGAACAUCUGACCAGAGAAUACUUUACUAAGGAACUGAAGAGACACUACCAAGGCUACAACAAAACUGAUGUCUUCACAUCAACGUGGAACGCCAUUAUGAAUACAUUUGACUGCUGUGGAGUGAACAGUCCAGAAGACUUUGAGGAAAGCAUCUUCAGGUUUAUAAACCCUGGUGAAGUGGUGCCUGAGGCCUGCUGCCGUAGGAAUAGUCAUCUUGGAGAAGCAGGCUUCAGUAACAGGGAGGAAUGCCUGUCAGGCAGCAUGCUAUACCGGAACAACAAGGGCUGCUAUUCAGCGGUUGUGGACUACUUUGAGAUGUACAUCUAUGUUGCUGGUGCCCUGGCUAUUGUUGUACUCACGAUUGAGGUAUGGCAUUUCAUGAUGUCUGUUCCACUGACAUUAUCUCAGAGAAUAGUUUAAAACU
Messenger RNA from Sinocyclocheilus rhinocerous, 1354 nucleotides. RefSeq names its product tetraspanin-18-like. Lineage: Eukaryota; Metazoa; Chordata; Actinopteri; Cypriniformes; Cyprinidae. Bases 568 to 1350 code for a protein of 260 amino acids. Gene Ontology annotation, cellular component: plasma membrane. The record is from RefSeq and is a predicted model, not a curated record. The transcript is spliced from 8 exons.